Molecule: messenger RNA, 1926 nt
Organism: Stylonychia lemnae
Lineage: Eukaryota; Ciliophora; Spirotrichea; Sporadotrichida; Oxytrichidae
Source: the annotation of a GenBank genome assembly
AUGAUAGAUAGGAUUACUCUGGAAAACUUUAAAUCUUUUUAUGGGAAAUAAAAAAUUGGACCUUUACAUAAAUGCUUUACUGCUAUUGUAGGUCCAAAUGGCUCAGGUAAAUCAAAUUUGAUUGAAUCUCUACUUUUUGUAUUUGGAAAGAAGGCUAAGCAAAUGAGAUUCGAUAGACUAUAGUAACUUAUUCAUAGCAGCGGAAAGCACUAGAAUUUAGAAAAAGCUUCAGUGAAAAUAAAAUUUCAUGAUAUCUAUGAUGAUUAUGCUAUGAAAAAUACCUACAUUAUAGUUCCUGGAUCAAAUUUCAAGGUAUCACGGACAGUCUACAAGGAUGGUAGUUCUAAAUAUUUUAUCAACGGAAAUGAUUGUGAAUACGAAUAGAUGACAGAGCUACUUAAAUAAAAAGGAAUAGAUCUCAACCAUGACAGAUUCUUAAUAUUGCAGGGUGAAGUUGAGCAAAUAUCAUUAAUGCCACCCAAAGCCUAGAAAAAAGAUGAGGUGGGUUUGCUUGAAUACUUAGAAGAUAUAAUAGGAACCAUAAAGUACAUCAAAGAAAUUGAUGAAAUAGAAAAAUUAUAAUAAGAUGGGCAAGAAAAUAGAUAAAGCAAAAUGCUAGAUUUAUUCAGAACUAAUGAUUUACUUAAGAAAGUUUAAAAACAAAAAGAUACUGCUUUCAAAUUCUUGAACAUUGAAAGAGAGUUUUACUUACUUAAAAAUAUCGUUAUACAGAUAGAGAUAAGAGAGAAAUCUAAGGAAAUAUAAAAAUUAGGAGAUCAGUUAAAAACGUUAAAAAAUAAAUGUUAAAAAUAGAAGGAGGAAAAGAAAAAAAUUAAAUUAAACUAUCAAGAUGUUGUGAAGCUUGAACUUAAUAUCUUUGAGUCAAGUCUAUAAGAAAUGACUUAAAAUCUUAAAAAGGAAAGAGAGGAUAUAAUGUAGAUCUUGAUGCCCUUAUAAUUUCAGAGAUAAGAGAAGUAAACUAUACUUAGAGAUAGGCAAUCUGAAAUAUAUAUUAUCGAGAGUAAUCAAUUAAAACUUGAGUCUGAAUAUCAAAGAGAAUAAAGAGAAGUACUAUUUAAAUUGCUAGAGGCAUAAAAGAGAGGUAGACUAAGUGGAAUCUUGGGAAGGCUAGGAGACUUAGGAUCAAUUGAUAAGAUGUAUGAAGUUGCAAUAACUACAUCAUGUGGUAAGUUAGAUCAUAUUGUGGUUCUAAGAUUUGAUCAGGCUGAGGAAUGCAUGAGGUAUCUAAGGAAUAACAAAAUUGCUAAAGGCAAAUUUAUGCCUCUGGAUUAAAUAAAAGAUAUAACAAAUAGCAAAGAAGUUGUUAAUUAUAUUUGUCCCCCAAAAGCAAAAAGAUUAUAUGAUCUGAUAAAAGUCUAAAAUAAAGAUUUAAGAAAAGCAUUUUAUUCAGCCUUGAAAGAUACAUUGGUUACAUAAAAUUUUGAUGAUGCGAUUGAAAUUGCAUACUAAUAAAAUGAAAUACAUAAUAGAGUAGUUACACUUCAAGGAUAACUAAUAAAACAAUCAGGCAGCAUGAAUGGAGAUGGUAAUCCAAAAUAGGGAGGAAUGUCAUUAAAUGACUAACAAGCAUGUUAAUAUAAGGAGGAAGAUUCAAUAAAAAUUGAAAAUGAAAUAGAAGAACUCAAUGGGUAAAUCAGAGAAGCAAAGGAAUUAAAACCAUAACUUUAGAAUGAUUAUAAUAAACUUUAAAGUGAAAUAAGAUAAUCAGAUAUUUAAAUUGAAACUAACAUGAUCUAUUUAGAUCAGUUAAACUUGCACAAGUAAGAUCAAGAAAGAAGGCUUUAGCAACUAAAAGGUUAAUUAGAAUUUGUGGAUCUUCAGUAAUUUAUGAAAAUCUAGGAUAACUAAAAUCAAAUUUAAAUCUUUAAUGAUUAAUUAGAUGAGUUGAAAUACUAGAUUGAUUGA